Molecule: messenger RNA, 4179 nt
Organism: Kwoniella botswanensis
Lineage: Eukaryota; Fungi; Basidiomycota; Tremellomycetes; Tremellales; Cryptococcaceae
Exons: 11
Coding region: 1-4179 (1392 amino acids)
Biological process (GO): DNA repair
Cellular component (GO): nucleus
Molecular function (GO): ATP-dependent chromatin remodeler activity; ATP binding
Source: RefSeq, a predicted model, not a curated record
AUGAAUCCCUUCGCCACCUCUGACAACAAUAAUAAUACCAACGGACCUCCACCUGACCAUGAACCGACUGCAUCGACGUCAAUAGAUCUCACGGGAGAUGACUCAGGUGAUGAUGAGUCAACCCGAGUCAUCAAUAGAAAAGGUGAAUCGGGCAUCGCCUCAAGCGCUUUGACCUCUUCUCCCUCGAGUGACCACAAUACUCAGCAUAAUCGAAAUACCGCCGGACGUUCGCACGGACCUUUUUCAUCCUUCACAACAUCGUCUGCACAUCCAUUCCAUCCUCGAUCUCAACCUUCUUCUUCCUCCUCCUCUUCUUCUCCAGCAUUCGACUCUAAUGGCAUAUCAUAUACCGGAUCUAACAUCAAUAUGACAACACCAACACCCAUAGCGGGUCCCAGUAAUCCCUCCUACCCUAAUAAUGGAUUUGGUCAAUACGCAAAUCCCAAUAUACCUCCUCGUCAAAUCUCAUCAUCUUCAACAGUAACCGGAUGGCCCCCUAACAGUGGUAACGCAUUCAUCAACCCAUCUUCUUCUUUUAAUCAACCUCAACCUCAACCUCAAUCUCAUCAAAUUGGAGUGAAUGGUAUCCCAAACACGUCCGGUAAAGAUGCCUCUUCAGCUAUAGAUCUUACAAGUAGAAAUAUACCUUCACCACCACCGCAAAGUAACGACAAGAGACCGAUUUGUAUAGGUGCACUGUGGUCGCAGGCUAUCAUGCUUUACCCUUGUCCUGCGGUCAUCGUAGGUGCUCAAUCGCCUCCGGAGAGCAGAGAGAAAUAUGAUGUGGUCAAUUACAAAGGAGCGGAAUUACUUAGAGUCAAAUUGAAGCAUCGAGCAGCUGGAACUCCAGCAAGGAAAGGUGAACCGAAUAAUUUAUUGAUAAGGGAUACAAUACAGGUUUUGACUCCCGGUCUCACCACUUUUGUGGGCGAUCUUGAUGCUGCUGCUGCAGAUCCACUGGGAUCACUUAUGCAGAGGGGUUUGGUCAGGCUAGAAGGGUUCGUUCAAAGGGUCCAGCCGGAAGUCCACCAUUUCGCCGUUCGAAUCAAUGUCCUGCUUUUCACCUUACCGUCAAACAUACAGUAUAUCGCGAAUAUGCUCGCCACCCUGUCGCUAUACCUACAAGACCCCGUACCGCCCUAUGAACCCUCUCGACAUUCCGAACAACCUCGUUAUGAGAAUGCGCACGGUGGCGGUCAUUUUGCUGCGCAGAUGGCGAUCUACGCUCAAAGAAGGGCAAUGAUGAGUGGGUCGGGCUACGGGAUGGUCUUUGCGGACAAAGAAAGGGAAAAGGCUACUCAGGUUGAAGUGCAGAGAAAGCAAGUCGACGAGGUGUUCAAGAGUCUGGAUAAUGGUGGAGAGCUGGAGCAAAGCGAUCCAGGUCCCCUUAUCAAAACCAACUUGUUCCCUCACCAACGUCGUGCUUUGACGUUUUUCCUGCUACGUGAACAAGACUCGUCAUGUCUCAAACAAGCAAAGAAGAAUGCCAAGAAGGUGCUGAAAAAGGUGAAGUCCGAGUCAAGUGCGGAUGCUACCACAGCGGACGAGGUGGAAAAGAGCAAGGAAAAGGAGAAAGAGAAGGAGAAAGCAGACGAUCCUAGAUCUCUGUGGGAGGGUAUCAGGGACGAAAAGGGGAAAGUGCGAUCAUGGAAGAAUAAGAUUACAAAUGAAGAAAUACGAGCGAGGAAAGGGGAGAGACCGGAUGAUAGUAAAGGUGCCAUCUUAGCGGAUGAUAUGGGUCUGGGUAAAACCCUUUCCGUCGUAUCGUUGAUCGCAGCCACACGAAGCUCGGCUCAUGAUUGGGCGAAGAGUAAGAUCGAGAAAUUCGAAUCUACGCCCGCCGAAUCUGAGAGAGACGAUAGCGAUGUCAUAUCAUCCUUUAAAACCAAAGUGUUCGGUAUGCCUGAUAUCGACGCGGAACUCACGGAUAACAAAGGGAAGAAACGAAAACGAGAUGCGGACAUCAGUAAAGCUCUUUCUGCUCGUCGAUCACGUAUCGCCGUUAAAUCCAAAGGGACUUUACUAGUCUGUCCGAUGUCAACUAUAUCGAAUUGGGAAGACCAGAUAAAAGAACAUUGGAAUGGUCCAGUCGAGAUCGUUGGUGGAUCAGCUGGUGUGAUGCCCCCAAAGGUGAUCGAGAGGAAAUGGAGACCUCCAAAAGCUGAUGGUGAAGACUCAUCAGACGAUGAGCUGUUGGAGGACUUUGACGUCCUCAAAGUGUAUAUCUAUCACGGCCCAAGUAGGAGACCAGACCCUCAAUUCAUCUCUGAAUUUGACGUCGUCAUCACAUCAUAUAAUACCCUCGCCAAUGAGUUCUCAAAGCAGUCAGGAAACGAAACUGAAACAAAUACACCGUCUGAAACAGCAGAGAACAGUGGAGAGGAGGCUGAAAUGACAGCAGAUGCGUCUUUGAAUGGUCGUCCCACCAAGCCGGAAGUGGAAGCCGAGAUUAAAGCUAUGGAAGUAGCUGCGCGAAUGAAGUCAACCAAGAAAGGAAAGGGCAAGCCAAAAGUCGUCAUAACGGAGACUAGUCCUUUACAAGCAAUUGAUUGGUUCAGAGUAGUUUUGGACGAAGCUCAUUAUAUCAAAACCGCUUCUACGGUAGCCUCACAGGCGGCUUGUGCUGUCGAAGCCGAUCGACGGGUAGCUCUUACCGGUACGCCUAUCCAGAACAAGAUCGAGGACGUGUGGGCUCUCUUCAAAUUUCUUCGAGUCAGCCCAGUCGAUGAUAAAGACGUCUUCACGCAAUAUAUAUCCUCACCAUGUAAAUACGGAGAGCAGAUUGGUGUUGCUCGGCUGCAACUUGUCAUGCGUUGCUGCACCCUGCGUAGGACGAAGGAUUCAACUGCGGAAGAUGGUAAGAAGAUACUCAACCUCCCACCGAGAAAAGAAGUGCAGCUCUGGCUUGAACUGCGUGAAGAUGAGAGAAAGGUCUAUGACGAGCGAGCGUCGGCAGCCAAGGAUCGUGUAGGCGAAUUGAAGAGGAAGAAUGAGCUUGGCAAGAACUACGCGAAUAUGUUACAAGAGGUGUUACGAUUACGACAAAUCUGCAAUCACGUUGAUCUUGCCAUGAGCGGAUCAGUCGAGGAAGAUUAUGAUGGUACGAUUAUGGAUUAUCAAGUUGCUGUGCAAGGUAUAGAUCGAAAUGGGCUGAACCAAGCGAGAGCGGUAGCUGUCUGUUGUUAUCUCAAGGAAGGUGCUGGAGCAUUAUGCUCUGGAUGUGGAGUGGACUUUGGGGAUUAUUUCCCUGAUAUCGGUUUAGGCGGUGUAGAAGAGUUUGCGACUAAAGAUGAGAAAUCCAAGGGGAAGAAAUUCACUUCCAAACCUGUUUUAACGAAAUGCUUGCAUUUGUAUUGCCCGGGAUGUUUCAAAUCUCAAGUUUAUUCCGAUUAUACGAAGAAGCUCAAAUCGACCGUCGCUCGAGCUUGCGGAGCUUGUAAUGCCAUGCUUCGAUUGCCAUCGGAUAUCAUCGAGGUCACUCCACCUGAUACCGAAGCUUCAAAUGAGGUUAUAACGGAUCAACCCAAACGAGCGGCUAGGAAGAAAUACGUCCGACCUCCUGGCGAGAAACCCAAUCUGUCAACGAAGAUGCAGUAUCUCCAUGAUGAGCUGUUGACCCUUUCCAAGAGGAAUCCGAAUUCACCUCAUUAUGAUCCGUUUGCUGGGGAUGAUGAGGAUGGGAUAGAAGAGUUGGAUAAUGAGGGGAAACCGUUAGUCACGAAAAGUGUAGUUUUCUCUCAAUGGACGACGAUGCUGGAUAGAAUAGCAGAUAUGUUGGACGAAGCGAAUAUCCGAUAUGCACGAUUGGACGGUACGAUGACUCGAGAAGAACGAUCGAGAGCUAUAGAUGCGCUGAAAUACAAGAAACAAGUUGAGAUCUUAUUGGUAUCCACUCGAGCUGGAGGAGUGGGAUUGAAUCUGACUGUAGCAUCGAGAUGUUAUCUGGUUGAUCCAUAUUGGAAUCCUUCAGUUGAAAGUCAAGCUAUUGAUAGAAUACACCGAAUGGGUCAAACACGACCUGUCUUAGCUGUUAAAUUGAUGAUCAAAGAUUCGAUAGAAGAGAAAUUGGAUAAGAUCCAGAAGAAGAAAGCGAACUUGGCUCAAUUGUCUCUUAAGAAUAUGACCAGGAAGGAAUUGAUGGCUCAGAAGACCGAAGAAUUGGCUGAUCUGUUCAGCUAA